Tribolium castaneum (red flour beetle) is the source of this 1249-nucleotide messenger RNA. RefSeq names its product peptidoglycan-recognition protein SC2. Gene Ontology annotation, molecular function: N-acetylmuramoyl-L-alanine amidase activity; zinc ion binding. The record is from RefSeq and is a predicted model, not a curated record. The transcript has 2 exons. Bases 194 to 1111 code for a protein of 305 amino acids. Lineage: Eukaryota; Metazoa; Arthropoda; Insecta; Coleoptera; Tenebrionidae. Gene Ontology annotation, biological process: peptidoglycan catabolic process.
CCUACUUAAAAAAUAAACUCCGUUAUUUAUUGAAUCACAGAUCUUUCCAUUUCCACUCGGUCUGUAAACACGAAUUUAUCAAAAGUUAUAAGACAAAAAUGCGUAAUAAACUGAAAGAUUCAUGUAUAUUUUGUUAAAUAUUUUUCAUGAAAACAUCGAACCAAUAUAGAAAAUGUUUACAUAAUUCCCACUGAUGCUAAACGGAAGGCCGCGUUCUUUUUCAGUAACUAAACCGAAGAACGGUUCAGUCGCAUUAAUUUCAGCAUCCAAAUCGAAAUUUGCGUCAAUGAGUAUGACAGUAAUGUGUCCUCUCAUGAAGCUCAUUAGAGUCAAUUCAAGCCGAUAUCGGCAAAAAAGCGACGUGGUUUCGCGAAGCCAAAGCGGUAAACUCGUCAAGUCUGAAAGCACCUGUUCCGACUCUCCCCACGCUGAAAAACCAAAAAACUCCUUUCUAUACUCCAAACAUGUGAAAUAUUUGGGCAUUUCUCUAGUCGUAAUCGUAAUCCUCGUCACCACAACUUGCGUUUUAAUACUCCCACGGAAAACUGAAAAGUCUCCCGAAACUCCCGACACUAACACUGCGACUCCAAGACUUCCUUUGGGCCCCGGUGCCAUCAUCGAGAAAAAAAUUUGGGGAGGCCGUGCCACCUUAAACUUCUCUAAACCACUGCCACAUCCCACUCAUUUUGUCAUCGUUUCACACACUGUUACCCCGACUUGUAGCGACUUUCCUGCAUGUUCGCAAAGGGUGCAGUCCAUGCAGGACUACCAUGUGGGCAAUUUGAAAAGUCCCGAUAUUGGGUACAAUUUCGUAAUUGGUGGAGAUGGGAAUGCGUAUGUUGGACGAGGCUGGGAUAUCAGGAAUUUUCACAUGGAUGAUUCGAUCGGGAUUAGUUUUAUUGGGAAUUUUCUUCAUGAUCAUUUGACGACGGAGAUGAUCAGCGUGGCGAAGAAAUUGCUAGAUGAGGGGGUAAAGAGUGGAAAAUUGGCCAGGGAUUAUAAACUGGUAGCUCACAAUCAGACGUUUAGAACGGAAAGUCCGGGGCCAAAUGUUUACAAAGAGAUCAAAAAUUGGCCGCAUUUUGAUGCGGGAAUUUAUUACUCGCGAUAGUGACAGGAAGUGAAAUAAAAUUGUGUUAAUUGUUAGUCGCUAUUGUUGAUUUAGUAUUUAUAAUAAAAUACACAACUUGUGAAUUGAUAAAUUGUGCUAUUUGUGUAAAUAAAUUGGCUAAUAUUUUGUGUUUCUUAA